CCGCCCGCCUGCCGCGGGGCGCAGCUCAACGCCUCGGCCGCCCGGGACCGCUGCAAGCGAGCGGCGCCCUGCGAGCGCCUCCGCUCCACCGCCUGCCUGGGCUCGGCGCUGCCCUACGCCGCCACCUCCACGGUGCUGGCCGCCGACUCGGGCUCCCAGGAGGAGGCGCACGACAAGCUGCUGCUCUGGUCCGGUUUGCGGAACGCCCCUCGCUGCUGGGACGCGAUCCAGCCCUUGCUCUGCGCCGUGUACAUGCCCAAGUGUGAGGACGGCCAGGUGGAGCUGCCCAGCCAGACCUUGUGCCAGGCCACGCGGGGCCCGUGCACCAUCGUGGAGCGGGAGCGGGGCUGGCCCGACUUCCUCAAGUGCACCACAGACCGCUUUCCCGAGGGCUGCCCGAACGAGGUGCAGAACCUCAAGUUCAACAGCUCGGGCCACUGUGAGGCCCCGCUGGUGCAGACGGACAACCCCAAGAGCUGGUACGAGGACGUGGAGGGCUGCGGCAUCCAGUGCCAGAACCCCCUCUUCACGGAGCACGAGCACCGCGACAUGCACCUGUACAUCGCCGCCUUCAGCUCCGUCACCAUCUUCUGCACCUUCUUCACCCUGGCCACGUUUGUUGCCGACUGGAAGAACUCGAACCGUUACCCGGCCGUCAUUCUUUUCUACGUCAACGCCUGCUUCUUUGUGGGCAGCAUCGGCUGGCUGGCGCAGUUCAUGGACGGGGCCCGCGGCGAGAUCGUGUGCCGAGCCGACGGCACCAUGCGGCUGGGAGAGCCAACCUCCAACGAGACGCUCUCCUGCGUGAUCAUCUUCGUCAUCGUCUACUACUCGCUGAUGUCGGGCGUGAUCUGGUUCGUCAUGCUGACCUACGCCUGGCACACCUCUUUCAAAGCGCUGGGCACCACCUACCAGCCGCUGCUGGGAAAGACCUCCUACUUCCACCUGGUCACCUGGUCCAUCCCCUUCGUCCUCACUGUCGCCAUCCUGGCCGUCGCCCAGGUGGACGGAGACUCCGUCAGCGGCAUCUGCUUUGUGGGCUACAAGAACUAUCGGUACCGCGCUGGCUUCGUCCUGGCUCCCAUCGGCCUGGUGCUGAUCGUGGGAGGCUAUUUCCUGAUCCGAGGUGUCAUGACUCUGUUCUCCAUCAAAAGCAACCACCCCGGUCUGCUGAGCGAGAAAGCUGCCAGCAAAAUCAACGAGACCAUGUUACGGCUGGGCAUCUUCGGCUUCCUGGCCUUCGGCUUCGUCCUCAUCACCUUCGCCUGCCACUUCUACGACUUCUUCAACCAGGCUGAGUGGGAGCGCAGCUUCCGGGAGUAUGUUCUGUGCGAAGCGAACGUGACGAUCGCCAUCCAGACCAACAAGCCGAUCCCAAACUGCGAGAUCAAGAACCGGCCCAGCCUGCUGGUGGAGAAGAUCAACCUCUUUGCCAUGUUCGGCACCGGCAUUUCCAUGAGCACCUGGGUGUGGACCAAAGCCACCCUCCUCAUCUGGAAGCGCACGUGGUGCAGGCUGACCGGCCAGAGCGACGACGAGCCCAAGAGGAUCAAGAAAAGCAAGAUGAUCGCCAAGGCCUUCUCCAAGCGGAAGGAGCUGCUGCGCAACCCGGAGCAGGAGGUGUCCUUCAGCAUGCGCACCGUCUCGCACGACGGGCCCGUGGCUGGUUUGGCUUUCGACAUCAACGAGCCCUCAGCUGACGUAUCCUCGGCCUGGGCCCAGCACGUCACCAAGAUGGUGGCCAGGAGAGGGGCCAUCCUGCCGCAGGACAUCUCCGUCACGCCCGUGGCGACACCCGUGCCGCCGGACGAGAGGGCGAACCUGUGGGUGGUGGAUGCAGAGAUCUCGCCCGAGCUGGAGAAGCGAGCCAGCCGCAAGAAGAAGAAGAGGAGGAAGAAGAAGGAAGUCUGCCCCCUGGGGCCCGCCAUCUGCGACGUGGGCUACUUCACCCCGCCGGCCCGCAGCGCCGUCCCUCGCCUGCCCAAGCUGCCAAGGCAGAAGUGCCUGGUCUCCAACCCCAGGGAGUCUCAGCUUGGAGAAGAGGUGCCGCCCCCUGGCUCCUACCCUGGCCUGAGGCUCAGCAUCUCCCAGCACGAAGGCCUCUUCCCCCGGGACAACCCCGCCAGGUCCAGGAAACACGACGCCUUCCAUCUGAUCAGCCACCCCUUCUGCCCCGAGACUGGUCCCCAGGAAGAUCUGGCCCUUGAGGGCAGCGUGAGGUGCUUCCUGGCACGCCAGCAGCACACGGGCUCGUUCCGGCCCCCCGCCGCGGGCCUGGAUCCUGGCGCCCUGCCCGGCGGGAGCAUCCCCUGCGGGCCGAGGACUCCUGGCAGAAGGGCGGGCUUCGCCCCCAUCCACUCCCAGACAAACCUCAUGAACGCCGAGCUGCUGGAUGCCGAUUCAGACUUUUAGGCCAGGAGGGACCCAGACCCUUUCCACGCCUGGAGAAGCCCUGGAGAUCACCUCAUCGGGACACAGGCCAUGGAGGAGCCUGCAGAGCCCCAGCAUACAGGCGUAGGUUUAAAGCUCACGCUCCACGUUCCCACCAGGGACGGUUUUUGGUCAGAGGCAGGUUCUUCUCUGCUGCAAACCUUGACGCUUCCUUGGUUGCUUGUGGCUGCUUUUGAACUCCUUCCCCAUCCUGGGUUUCCAGAGCCCCUCCCUGCCGAUCUUCCCACCCGAGACAUUCGGCCCGUCCUGCCCGCGGGAGGGAGCCAGCCCUCGUCUCAGCUGGUUGAACGGCAGCUGGAUGGGGCCCGCCAGGUAUUAUUUAUUGCUCCGCGGGUGAUGGAAACCAAACCAAACGGACGUUUGCUGGUGAUGCCCCCAGAGGCCGGGCUCCUGCGGGGCUUGUGGGAUGGAUUCAGGAUGUCCCAGCUCCCAGAUGGAGUCGUGGAUUGUUCCCUUCUUCACCCUGCUGCAUGGAGUUUUUUGAGGACUCCUCCACCGGCAGCUCUGACCCACCUGGGUGCUGCGUUCACUCCCCGAUUUUUGGCUUGGGGGUGGGGAUGAGCCUUGGAGAAGGAGAGAAACGUCCCUUGAUGGCCUGGUAUCAGGGAGGCUGGGGGUCUAUAGAGAGAGGAGCCUCUCCGAGGGCAGAGAGAAGAUCCCGUGGCUUCCUUAUCCCAGGAGCUUCCAGCUGUCCCGUGAACCACCCCAGGGGCUGAAAGGAAGGGGCUGGCAGCUCUGAGCCGUGGUAGCUGUAAUAGACGGCCGGAGAGUUUAGUUAGGGGUCUGUCUAUUAAACUCUCGGAAGCGUUGGAGCCGCGUCGCUCCCGGAUCUUCGCCCUUUGCCAGGAGAGGUGGAGACUUUGUACAGGGAGGGGCGGCGCAUGUAACACGUUGUCACCAGCAUCACCCUCAGUGACUCAGCCAAUCAGCACAACCCUCCUCGGGAUGCAUCCCUGGGGGCGGGGCCACGUUACCCAGCCCCGGAACCAGAG
Terrapene triunguis (Three-toed box turtle) is the source of this 3443-nucleotide messenger RNA. It is a transcript of the gene SMO, whose product is annotated as smoothened, frizzled class receptor. The record is from RefSeq and is a predicted model, not a curated record. The transcript has 12 exons. Gene Ontology annotation, biological process: central nervous system development; positive regulation of smoothened signaling pathway; smoothened signaling pathway. Gene Ontology annotation, cellular component: dendrite; plasma membrane; cilium. Bases 253 to 2412 code for a protein of 719 amino acids. NCBI's taxonomy places the organism in Eukaryota, Metazoa, Chordata, Testudines, Emydidae. Gene Ontology annotation, molecular function: transmembrane signaling receptor activity; patched binding.